Messenger RNA from Saccostrea cuccullata (small rock oyster), 1029 nucleotides. Its product is annotated as E3 ubiquitin-protein ligase TRIM71-like. The record is from RefSeq and is a predicted model, not a curated record. Lineage: Eukaryota; Metazoa; Mollusca; Bivalvia; Ostreida; Ostreidae. Gene Ontology annotation, molecular function: zinc ion binding. Bases 97 to 1029 code for a protein of 310 amino acids. The transcript is spliced from 4 exons.
CAGAUGUAGGAAAUCAAGAGAUCAUUCGAAAACUUGCAUCUCCAGAGAAGGAUUGUUAACGCUUAAUCCCCUUCCUGGUGUUUAGCUGCAUUAGAUAUGGCGACAGGCGGUCAGGAUUCUUGCGUUUAUGGAAGUGAUGUGGAGAAGUACACAAAAUGUCCAUGUUGUUCGAAAAAUUACGUUGACCCUUGGUUUCUGCAAUGUGGUCAUACAAUGAACUUGAGAUGUAUUCGUAGGCAGCAACCAAUUGUAAAAUGCUCUGUUUGUGAUGAAACCUUUCUUCAGGCUACAAGUAGGAUUGCCAUAAAUCGGUUUGCUAAAGAUAUUUCUUUGAAGGUAGCAUAUAGGGAAAUCACCAACCUUUUGCUCACUAAUCCCGCAUGUUCUUUAAGUGAACAUACCGAUAAAGAUGCAGUAAGUUACUGUGAAAGAUGCAGUAUGAGGAUGUGUCACAAUUGCAAUCAAUUUCAUAGCAUGAAUCCCUCAACUAAAAGACACAAAACAUACGAAGUCAGUGAGAUGAUUGACAGGAAAUGCCAUGAGGAGGAUAUAAAUGUUGAUCCACAGUCACCUUGUGAAUACCACGAUCAUGAAAUCAUUAAGAAUUGGUGUUUAGACUGUAAAAUUCCAUCUUGUAAUGAAUGUUGUUCAGGACAUCAUUUAGAGUCACUUUCAAAACAUGUAAUAAGAGCCGAAAAUGAAAUUCGGAUAAUAAAAGAAAAACUCGAAAGAGGUUUAACAGCUAUACAAAUCGAUUUGGAAGUGGUAAAACAAAAUAAAAAAAUAAUAAAACAAGGAGGACACUUAAAAGGAGAAAUUGCUUCCGAAAUGGAGUGGUCCAAACAAAAAUGCAAACUUGUCAUUAAAAUAUAUGACGUCUUAUUACGGGAAGUGUCUCUGCUUCAAAAGAAGGGGAACGAAUUUCACAAGUGUUACACUCUGCCAUUUUUCUCAUUCCAAACUAAAAGAAUUCAAGAAUCGACCAACAGUAUUCCAAGUUGUAGUCGGAGUCUCGUCAGCCACUUAUAG